GUGCUGCAGCGUGUUCAAGGCGAUGGGGUUAUAUCAGGGGGUUUCCCGGGCGACGGGCCAGGCGAUGCGGACGGCGGUGUUGCUGCUGUUCCUGCAGGAGGUGCAGAUGAGAGGAUAUGGACCUGCUGGUGGGGUUCCCAACGGAUACGCUGCGGGUUAUGGCUCUACUUAUGGAGUACCCAACGGACAAAGAGCUCCAACAAAUGGAAUGGAAGUUCAAAAUGGCCGCGGCAUCGGAAGAAUGUUGAUGCCUUCUAAAGGUGUGGGCGGGCCUUCAGGGGCUCAGAACGGACAGGGAAGGGAGCCAAUCAAAGGGGCAGGUGGCGCUGCCUUCGCUCGUCCCCAGUCUAAUGGUAAUGGUGCCCAUGCAGGAAAACCAUAUGGACAGGGAACUAAAGGAAACGGAUAUGGGGCUCAAUUUGGACCUUCAAGCAGACGGGCCAUGAACGGAAACGGUUACGGUGCUCACGCAGGACAGGCGAACGGACAGGGAACCAAAGGAAACGGUUACGCUGCGCAAGCAGGACAAAAUAAUGGACAAGCAAACAAAGGAAAUGGUUACGCUGCACACGCAGGACCAAAUAAUGGACAAGCAACCAAAGGAAACGGUUAUGGUGCUCAGGCAGGACAAGGCAACGGACAGGCAACUAAAGGAAAUGGUUAUGGUGCACACGCUGGACCAAAUAAUGGACAAGCAACCAAAGGAAACGGUUAUGGUGCACACGCAGGAACAAAUAAUGGACAAGCAACCAAAGGAAACGGUUACAGUGCUCAUGCCAGACCAAAUAAUGGACAAGUAACCAAAGGAAAUGGUUAUGGUGCUCAGGCAGGACAAGGCAACGGACAAGCAAACAAAGGAAACGGAUACGGUGCACACGCUGGACCAAAUAAUGGACAAGCAACUAAAGGAAACGGUUACGGUGUUCACCCAGGACCGAAUAAUGGACAGGGAACCAAAGGAAACGGUUAUGGUGCACACGCAGGAACAAAUAAUGGACAAGCAACCAAAGGAAACGGUUAUGGUGCACACGCAGGACAAGGCAAUGGACAAGCAAACAAGGGAAACGGUUAUGGUGCUCAGGCAGGACAAGGCAACGGACAAGCAACCAAAGGAAACGGUUAUGGUGCUCAGGCAGGACAAGCCAACGGACAAGCAAACAAAGGAAAUGGUAAUGGUGCUCAGGCAGGACAAGGCUACGGACAGGCAACCAAAGGAAAUGGUUAUGGUGCUCAGGCAGGACAAGGCAACGGACAGGCAACCAAAGGAAAUGGUUACGGGGCCCACGCUGGACCAGCUAAUGGACAGGGAACGAAAGGAAACGGUUAUGGUGCACAUGCAGGUCAAACUAAUGGAAAAGCAGCCAAAGGCAACGGUUAUGGCGCCUAUGCUGGACAGGCUAACGGAGGAAACGCUCACCUCGGAGCCACCGGUAAACCAACGAAGGGCAACGGACAACCAACCUAUGGAGCAGGUCAGGGCCUCGGUGUCAACCAGGGCCCCCAGCUGGCUGGGAACCCCAUGACAGGAGGUUAUGGAGCUCAGCCCAGCAGAGGUCCUGCAAAGACUGCUGGGUACCAAAGGGCCGGUUCAGCGCUAGGAGCUGGGUUCCUCCCAGGAGGGAUGAAGGGGCCAAAGCCAGCUGGUUAUGGGUCUCAGAACGGUCAAGGUGCCAAACCAAACGGCUACCAGCCAGCUGCUGCUGUGCCUAAUGGCUAUGGAGCCCGGUUCAACGGUUAUGGUGCGCAUGCAGGACCAACUAAUGGACAAGGAACCAAAGGAAACGGUUAUGGUGCCCAAGCAGGAACAGCUAAUGGACAAGGAACCAAAGGAAACGGUUAUGGUGCCCAAGCAGGACCAGCUAAUGGACAAGGAACCAAAGGAAAGGGUUAUGGUGCACAGGCUGGCUUGGCUAAUGGACAAGGAACCAAAGGAAACGGUUACGGUGCUGGAGCCGGUGUUGCCAAGGGAAACCAAGGCCAGGCCAAAGGUGUGUUAGCUGGGUUCCUCCCAGGACGUGGCAACCCCAGCCCGGCAGCAGAUAAAGCAGUUUAUUCUGGUGUUCCAAACGGAUACGGAGCCCAACCAAAUGGUUACGACCCCGCCGCGGCAGAAGCACCAGGGGGUCCUGCGAACGGAUAUGGCGCUAAGCAGAAGGGCUAUGGCGCGCCUGAAGCUGGAGCCGUCUCCCCGAGCGCUGCAGCUCUGGGGCCCAGUGCUGGAGCUGACGGGCCUGGCUCUGCAGUCAAAGGAGUCAACGGUGACUACGAUAGGGGAGUUCAAACGGGGAAGGGCCAAUCGGGAACUCAGAGUGCGGAUCAGCAGAAGGUAUCUAACAACAAGGGUGAGAGCGGAGUCUCACCAGACCACAUCCAUGAGUCCCUGGGCGGGUUCCCUCUAGUGGACACGCACGGGAAGCCCCAGGAGAUGCCUCCAACGCAGCUCCAGUCACACAGCUCCUCACCAGAACCAGACAUUACCCCAGAGCCCAAACCAGCAGAACCAGAACCAGAACCCACCCAAGACCAGAACGUGACCCAGCACCCUGAAGAGCGUGUGACUGAUGUUCUGCUAGAGGCCACCCCCCAGCCAGGAGUAACAGAGUCUGGACCUGAGGUUCCUCAGGGAACGCAGUCCACUCCUGAAAUGGGGUAUUUGACGGGCAGCGAACUGCCCGAGCAGAACGCCCCCGAGACGGCACUCCUCCCUGGGCCCGAGCUCACCGGCCUGCUGGCCCCUGAGGGGGUCGACGGUCUCGCACCGCUGCCCGAAACCGUGGCGACCACUAAAGGGGACAUCGGCCAGGAGUUGGUGCCAGAGAGGGCGGUCAUCCAGCACCAGCUACCGACGCCCGGCGAGGGGUCUCUGGUUGAGACCGCGAGCAAACCUGAGAAGAGUGCCGGGGCUUCCAUCAGUGUGGAGGGGUCUAAAGCUGCCAAACCAGACUGUGGACUCGCCACAGCAGGGGGCCAGUGGAUGAAGAUCCCCAGACCUGAUUAUGGAGCAGAACUGGGGCCCUCUGGUACCAACCAGAAAGGUUAUGGCGCAGGAGCUGCUUUCCUGAACAAAUUUGGAGGCAAACCUAACGGACGCACUGCAGGGCCUUACACUAAUGGAGGAGGGGCUUAUCCUAAUGGAGGAGGUGCUUAUCCUAAUGGAGGAGGGGCUUAUCCUAAUGGAGGAGGGGCUAAAGCAUCCAAACCAGGUUAUGGUGCUGGAAAAGGAGGUGGAUACAAUGUACCAGGACAUGGAGCAGGUUUUGGUUCUCCUUACGGUCAACAGCCAGGUGAGCUGUGUUCUAUCCGUUUGUCAAUUUUAUUACAAACCAAACCCAUUCACUGUGUAGUAUAAGACGAAUCAAGUGAA
Gadus macrocephalus (Pacific cod) is the source of this 3364-nucleotide messenger RNA. It is a transcript of the gene cmn, whose product is annotated as calymmin. Lineage: Eukaryota; Metazoa; Chordata; Actinopteri; Gadiformes; Gadidae. The transcript is spliced from 51 exons. The record is from RefSeq and is a predicted model, not a curated record. Bases 23 to 3349 code for a protein of 1108 amino acids.